This is a messenger RNA of Podospora anserina S mat+, 3267 nucleotides long. RefSeq lists its product as uncharacterized. Lineage: Eukaryota; Fungi; Ascomycota; Sordariomycetes; Sordariales; Podosporaceae. The transcript is spliced from 4 exons. The coding region runs from base 1 to 3267 and encodes 1088 amino acids. The record is from RefSeq and is a predicted model, not a curated record.
AUGCCGAGUCUUUUCUCCCGCCUCAAGGGCAAGGACGGGAAGAAAUCCAAAAAGGGCCAGCUCGAUCUCGACGACCAAUUAGCAAAGAAACCACGAUGGGAGGGCGACGCCUGGGCUCGCAAGACGGUCGACCCUGAGGAGGUGGAGGAAUUGCUUCGAUUUUCUACAGAAGAGCUCAAGGCGCGAGCUCUCGAUCUUCCCUUUUUACUACUUCCCUUCCGACCAACGUCGGACCCGAGUGCUGUUCGCACCUUUGUGCGACACUUUUUCGGCAACAGAGAUGGCGCCCAAACACUGUAUGGAGAGGCAUUGGCGCAGGAGCUGCGCAUGACGGAGCCCAUGGUUAUCUCGGGCGUUGUGAAAUGGUGCUGGAGCAGACUUCCGGGCGGUGUGGUAGGAUGGGAUUCUUAUGAGUUGUUCAGCCUUGGAGAGCAAGACUCGAACCUGGCCAGAGACUCUUUCAAGACCUUUAUUCCGCUCAGCUUUGAGAACAGAAAGGCGCAGGCACAAAUCGUCUUUCACUUUUUCGACCUGCUGUCGGCAGUUGCCGCCCACGGGAAGACGAACGGGUUCGGCGGGCGCAAGCUCUCACGGAUGGCUGCAUGGUGGGCUUUCGAGCAGACCGAAGCCGACAGGGCCAAUGGGUUCGAGGGCGCGUACAAGGCGUGGCUCAAGGCUGCCGAUGCUACAAGCCAUCUUUUCUUUGCAUACCUCAGAUCCCUCGCGCCAGAACCAGUGGUUGGCGGCAUUUCGCUUCUACCCAUGUCGUUGCAGAAGCUUCUCCAGGAGACCGAAUACCCGCCGCAGAGGCCCCAUCUCUUGCAAACAUCUACUUACAGGGUUGCCAUGAUAGUCGAUACUGUUUCACCAACACCGUUUGCCCUCUUGAGACGAGCCAACCACUUCCAAUACCGCGACGACGACCGAGCUUUGAAGCAGUGGUCUGAAUACGAGGAUCCCAUCAAGGCCCUGACCGAGGAGUGCGUCAGAGUUCUUCGGGCCAUCUCGGCCGCGAACCAGUCACACGCCGUUUCGAGUUCGAAACACUCCACCAGUCUUCGUGACGCUUCGUGGUCUCGAUUUGAGGACAUUGGGUUUGCGAGUGCUCUGGAGGAGGAAGACGAAUUGGACGACUCGCUGGCAGUUCAACGACGACAGCAGGGAAUGCGGAACACGCCCGCCUCUGGCAACGACUUAGGACGGCCAACAACACCAUCCUGGGCCGACUUUUUGUCUUCGGGUUUCGUUGACGAGAAGAACAACACGAGCCACUUGCUGCCGCCUGACAAGGUCCUUCCCCCCAUCGAGACGAACCUCCGCCAACGCAGCUCGCAGUCCCACAGACCGAGACUCGAGAACGAAAACCAUCUUGAACCUGGCGAGCUCGCUAGCAUCACCCGCUUCGAUCUUGAUGAUGCUUUCUGGUGGGUUUGGCUGACCAGUUUGGCUCCUGAGGAGACUUCGGAAAGGAAGUCUACUUUUGGGCGCUGUGCCGUGAUUGAGACUAUUAUUCGAGAUGGUCGCUGGUUGGUCAUGGAGGAAAUCGUCAAGGGCGCUGCCCCUGAUCCGGCCGAGGGAGCCUACAUUGCGGAGAAGAAGGGCUUCUUCAGUUGGACCCGCCGUUCCAAGACUUCUGGCCUGAACAGGAGAAAGUCGACCGCAGGAAAGCAUGCUUUGGAAAAGAGCGAUAAUUACCUGAACACGAGCUCCACCAUGGGCUUCAGCAAGACCAGCAUUGGCCCUGACCAGCAAGCCAAGAUUCAGGCAGCUGCGCAACAGCUCCAGGCCCAGGAGAGGCAAAAGGCCCAACCCCAGGCCGUGGAGCGGAGGGGGAGGAGCGAUGCCGACUACAUGCACGAGAAGACCAACAGCGUCUUCACACUGCAGGCGAGCAUCCUUAAUGAGGCGUCUCCGGCUGUCAAGUGGGCGAACAAGUAUGACAAGGACGCGAUUAGAGAGGCCUAUUUGGCAGAUAACAGCGCCGGCCGUGGCGGUAGCACAGCUUCUAGCGUCAACGGAAUCACUCCUCCUGCUGCAAAUGGCAAUGAGCGUCCUCCUCAGCCGCCUCCCAAGUCAACACCGCAACCUCAACCUGCCCCGAUCACUAUCCCCGCACCCGCUACUGUUACUCCUCGGACAGAAACGCCGACCCCAGAGACGCCCAGGGCCACAGAGAAGGAGCUGGAAGCACCCAAAGAUGUCCACCCUGUCGAACGGGUAUCUGACGGUGGAGGUCGUAGCACGCCUGCGCCUCCACCCAAGCCCAAGGAUCAGGUCGCCAACGUCACUAGCAUGGAGUUGACUCGUGAGCAAAUGGUUUCGCCCGAGCCAGAUAGCCCGGAAAGGAAGCAGAAUAAGCUGCAGAAGGAAUUAUCCAAGAGUCCCACUGCUACCGGCGGCUUCAGGAAACUGUUUGGUCGUGCUAGGAGGUCAUCCAAGGUGCCUGAUAGCGCUCCUGAGCAGCUCAACACCAUGCUUGCUUCCCCAACAGCUGCCGCUGCCGCUGCCCCCGUCAAGGCCGUCGCCCCUGAGCAACCUCCGAAGCAGGAAACUCCUCAGCCAUUGCCCCCCAAGGUUGAGCCGGCUACGGCCCUUCCUGCUCGCAAGGCGGUUCCUCCCGCGGCGGCUCCUGCUGCCGCCCCAGCUCCCACCCCAGUGGCUGCUGCUCCUGAGCCUCAGACCGAACCCACCUAUGAGCCGUCUGUUCAUGAGGAUGUGUCCCGCGUCAACACUCGGGAUGCUGCCGCUGCCAGCGAGGAGUUCUCCCGCUUUGAUCAGGGACCUCUCCUUGACCAGCCCGCGUUUGUUCCGGAUGAAGAGGACACCGACACUGAUGAUGCCGUGCCCCCUCCUAUUGCCCGGCACUCGUCCCGCUCCCCUCUGCCAUCGCCUGCGUUGCCACAAGCUCCCAAGCAACAGGCACCCGCACCUGCACCUGCGCCAGCUAAGCGUCAGCUUCCAGCGCCGGCGCCCGCCGUACCCGAGGCGAUGGAUCGCUGGGCUCAGAUUCGUAAGAACGCUGCUGAGCGCGCGGCCCAGCGUGGCCCGGCUUCUCCUGCCUCUCCACCGCCGCCAGUAUCGCCAGAGAUGCGGAGACCUGCUCCCAGGUUUGCCAGAAAGGACGAGACCGAUGGGGACACCAGCGGUGAAGAGACUAUCGAGUCCCGGGUAGCCCGCAUCAAGGCCAGAGUGGCCGAGUUGACCAGUAAUCAGGAAGGCAUGGGCGGACCAGGUGCUCGCUCACCACCGCCUCCGAUUCGUCGUUAG